This is a messenger RNA of Chinchilla lanigera (long-tailed chinchilla), 1744 nucleotides long. It is a transcript of the gene CUNH15orf40, whose product is annotated as chromosome unknown open reading frame, human C15orf40. The coding region runs from base 22 to 462 and encodes 146 amino acids. The transcript has 4 exons. NCBI's taxonomy places the organism in Eukaryota, Metazoa, Chordata, Mammalia, Rodentia, Chinchillidae. Gene Ontology annotation, cellular component: cytoplasm. The record is from RefSeq and is a predicted model, not a curated record.
UCCGGCGCCGUUUGGGCGGAGAUGCUGCGCCUCACGGGUGUGCUGAGGCAUUUUGGGGCGAGACCGAGUGCUUGGUGUUCGGCGCUGCUCCCUACUGGCGCAGAAAUGCCUAAGAAAGCUGGCGCGGCGAGCAAAGCCAGAGGCGAGUCCCGUGGCGCCGAGAAGAGUAAAAACCAGAGCAAGGAACCAGAGAGACCACCUCUUCCAUUAGGUCCUGUGGCAGUUGAUGCCAAAGGUUGUGUCACCAUAGCCAUCCACGCCAAGCCUGGCUCCAAACAAAGCGCUGUGACAGAUCUGACCACUGAAGCUAUAAAUGUAGCAAUUGCAGCCCCUCCGUCAGAGGGAGAGGCCAAUGCUGAGCUCUGUCGGUAUCUUUCCAAGGUCUUAGAACUCAGGAAGAGCGAUGUGGUGUUAGAGAAGGAGAAGUCACUGAAACUCAGAGAAAAUCUAACUGGUAAUUAAUACAUGGAAUGCUCAGUGCCCCUGAGGAAUAGGAAUGAAAACACCAGCUGAACUGGCCCAUGAAGACACUGAUGAAAGAUUUUGAACUGAACUGCUUAGACACAAGUCAAUCCACAGAUGCUCCCUCUAACUCUGGAGUUACAAACCUGACCCUGACCAGGUACCCAUUAUGUGCCUCAUCUACUGCUAUUUGAUUUUUCAAAAACAUUUUUAUUUUUUAAUUGAUGUAUAAUGUAGGUACUUAUUUAUGGGGGUACCCUAUUAUAAUUUGAUACAUGUAUAAUAUAUGUAAUAACCAAAUCAGGAUAAUUAGAAUUUUCAUCUCCUCAAAUAUUAUUUCCAUUAGGAAUAUUCAGACUCUUCUCUGGUUAUUUUGAGAUGUAUAAUUACUAGUUGUAGACUAUGGUGAUCCUCUAAUGGGGUGAACCCCAUUAGAACUGCUUUCCCUCCCUCACAUAAUUACCCACUACCCACCCUACCUCUACACUCCUUCGUAUUCCCCUUCACAGUUUUGUACUCCAUUCUAUUCUCUGCUUCUCUGGGAUCAAAUUUUAGCAUCUGCAAAUGAAAACGUGGUAUUAGUCUUUCUGUGUCUGACUCACUUCACUUAAUGGUGACUUCCCCUCCAGUACCAACCCAUGUUGCCACAGUGACAAGAUUUCAUCCUUUUUAUACAUAUGCUUUCACUCCAAGGAGUGGUCAGGUCAUAUAUUAGUAGUUAUGAUGGAAGGCUUGUCUUCUUUGUUAACUGCUGCUUUUAUCCUGUCCUGUAAAUCUGAGGGUACUAUCUACAGUUUUUCUAAUCCAACAGACCUCAAGGUAAGCAAACUUCUUAGAGGUGAGAAUCUCUCCAGUGCCAAAGGCCUUACGUGGUUACAGCUGGAGAGUUACCUCUCCUUCACCCCUGGGGUAUCCUUGUGGUACAGUCCGACUGCAGGCAUCCAUGCAGCCGGCUUGGCCCUGCACUAUUCUCUCCCAGAAUGUGCACAAUUCAAAGACUUUCCACUCCCAUCCUUAUUUUCCGAAGAGCUGGUCCCUGCAGAUGACCAGACCUCUGGAAAAGAAGACAUACUUGCUCUCAAGGUUGCCUUGGAGUCCAGUGGUCUAAUCUACAAUUGGACUUGCUGACUUGGCUUCCAUAAUGAACACAGCAGGAACCAGGAGAGAUCUUUGUGUAGAUGAUCAGAAUGUCAGUACAAGUAUGAUAAGAAAAUAUGGUGAAAAAUUUUAUUACAGCAGAAGUCACAUUGCCAUUAAUCCCCCUCAAAAGCUACACCCCUGG